AUUGAAAGGCAGCAUACGCAGACAAGUCUGUCAUCGUCGGAGAAGGGUCCAGGCCGCUUCUACAUCCGACAGUGUGGGGGGCGCGUGUUGCCGAUUCUGGUAAUGAGUGGCUGACGUUGCGGUUUGCAUCCGAAAACCAGCCACUCCACUCCCUGCGCCUCAGCCUCGACAGGGUACGAGCUUGGAAAAUGGCUGAGCCUGUUGCUCGCGGCACACUCGAUGCUGUUCACGCGAGAGAUGAAGAUUUGGGUGGGAAGGUGCAUACUUUCAACCCAGAUGCUAGUCCGGAGCAGAAGGCUGCACUUGCAGGCCAGGCUAAAGGUCAGCUUUCCAGUGUGACCAACGGUGCUCCGAAAGAGGCCCGGGGGAUUAAGCUGGAUACUGGCGGUCCGCCUGUCCAACCCACUAUCAAGGUUGAGGAUAUCGACGAAAGUAUCGGCGACGGAGAGAAGAAAGCGGAAACCACGCCCCCAAAAAUCACCGAACAGCCCAUUCCUGGGGCCCUUCCUGAUGGUCCUGCUUAUGCCAUACCCGACUGGUAUCGCGUUGGUUGGCGAGCUGUUUCAGGAAUCGACCGUCCGGUUGCUGACGGGGAAGAACGCGACCGACAUAUCAUUUCCAUGUUCAUUGAUGACAUGUAUUAUGGCCAAUGGUACCACAACGCAGGAAUAAUUGUCUUCGCUGUGGUGACAACUUAUUUCUUAACCGUCUUCCGCUUUGGAUGGGGGUGGUUGUUUAUUGUUCUUGCCGUAUGCGCCACCUACUAUAGCACCUCGAUGCGGCGCUUGCGGCGUGCGGCGCGCGACGACAUUCAGCGAGAACUGAUCAAGAACCGUCUCGCUAGCGAGCAUGAAUCCGCAGAUUGGCUAAACAACUUCCUGGAUCGCUUUUGGCUUAUUUAUGAGCCAAUCCUGUCUUCUACCAUAGUCUCUUCAGUUGACCAGGUCCUCAGCAUAUCGACUCCAACCGGGGUUGACUCUAUGCGUUUGUCCACAUUCACGUUGGGCACGAAGGCACCCAGGAUAGACAAAGUCCGGACUUUCCCAAGAACAGCCGAUGAUAUCGUUCUCAUGGAUUGGGCAAUAUCAUUCAACUCAAGUGACUUGGCUGACUCCACCUCAUUACAAUUGGUCAAUAAGGUCAAUUCCAAAAUUGUUCUCGAGAUUCGCAUUGGGAGAGGCGUCGCUACUGCUGGAAUGCACAUUCUUGUUGAGAACAUUGUUUUUAGCGGAGAAAUGAGGGUCAAGCUGAAGCUGAUGACAAAUUACCCUCAUAUUCAAAUCGCUGAAAUCAGCUUUUUGCAACCCCCGGUCCUUGAUUACUCUCUUAAGCCUAUCGGCGGUGAUACUUUCGGUUUUGAUAUCAAUAAUAUCCCUGGACUUUCUUCCUUCAUCCGUGACCAGGUCCAUGCUACUCUGGGACCCAUGAUGUAUGAUCCCAACGUUUUCACUCUGAACCUCGAGCAAAUGUUGUCGGGAACCCCUCUCGAUAGUGCAACUGGAGUUUUGCAAAUUAAAAUCACAUCUGCCAGAGAUCUCAAGGCAGUCAAGUUUGGUGGUGGAGUACCAGACCCGUAUGUUUCUCUCAGUAUCGAACACCGUGUCGAGCUUGCGAGGACAAGGUUUAAGCGCAGCUCGCCCAACCCGCAUUUUGGUUCCACUCAUUAUCUCCUCCUUAACUCGACGAACCUGCAUGAGACUCUCACACUUAGUGUCCUAGACCACAACGACCAUCGUAAUGACACUGAGCUUGGGACCGCGAGCUACGAGCUCAGCCAGCUUCUGGAUGAUGCCACACGUGAAGGUAUCAUCGUCAAGGUUUUGAAGGAUGGAAAGGAGUGUGGCGAAGUUAUCUUCGACUUAUCGUACUUCCCUGUCCUAACGCCUGCCAAAGGCCCUGAUGGACAGUUGGAGCCUGUACCGGAAACUUCUGUUGGAAUUGUUCGCUUGAUAUUACAUCAAGCGAAGGAGCUGGACUUGUCCAAAGCGCUCACCAGAGACCUCAACCCAUUCGCCAAAGUUCUCCUUCAUCAUCAACUUAUCCACAAAACCCCGACCUUCAGGCAUACAGCAUCUCCCGUUUGGGAAUCUGCGGCUGAAUUCCUUGUCUCGGACCGCUCGUCCUGUGUAAUUGCUGUUAAAAUCGCCGACGAGCGAGACAUGCUCAAGGAUCCCGUGAUUGGUUUCUUGAGCGUUCGUCUUGAUGACUUAUUGAAGGCAAAGGAGCAGCAGCGCGACUGGUUCCCACUCAGCGGCUGUAAGACCGGCAAACUGCGGAUGUCUGCGGAAUGGAAACCUUUGGCAAUGGCUGGCAGCGUUCAGGGCGCCGCUGCAUAUACUCCUCCUAUUGGUGUCGUCAGGCUUUGGAUUAAGGAGGCGUCUGAUGUCAAGAAUGUUGAAGCUGCCCUUGGGGGUAAGAGCGAUCCCUACAUUCGCGUUCAGAUGAAUGGUAUCACGUUGGCUCGCACGGAGGUCAUUAACAAUAAUCUCAACCCUAAAUGGGAUGCCAUCGUUUAUGUACCCGUGCAUGCACUUUCAGAUGUUAUGGUGCUAGAGGCCAUGGAUUACCAGAACCUGACAAAGGACCGGACUCUCGGUUAUUGCGAACUCGCCGUCAAGGACCUCGCCAAGCAAAACGCGGAAGAUAUGAAGUAUCCUUUUGCACCCAUUGCAAAACUUGAGAGAGAGGCUUCCAUCCGCCUUCAAGGCAACACGUUUAAGGGGAAACUUCAUUACGCGGCGGAGUUCGUCCCUGCUCUUAAUCUUGCUGGUACUACAUUUCCAGCCGCUGGCACGGAACUUGAUGACAGCGCCCCCCGAGAUGGUUCCGGAGAAGACAUCGCAUCGGGAGAUGAAUCUUCAUCUGAUGAGGAGUCUCUUGAUGGCAUUACCAUCGCUCCGAGUUAUUCUCUGAAGGACGACGUUCCUACCUCUCCGACCACGGCUAAUGGGGAUGGAUCAGCCAAGGAAAAGGCCCAUCGAAAAAAAGGAUCUGUUGAUUCCACCCGCAGCACAGGUACAGCUGCUGCUGCCAAGAAAUCAGAAACCAUGCCUCCCGUCCCUGAACAGGUUGGUGUUGAGCUGUCUCAGGAAGAGCUACUCAAACAACAAUCGGGCGUCCUUGCGGUGAACGCCAUUUCAGGAGAGCUCUGCAAAAAGGCUCGCCUUGAACUCCUAGUGGACGAAAGCUAUUGGCCCUCGUUCAGUACCGAGAGAGCGCGAAGCACCACUGCUCGUUGGGAUCAGGUCGGUGAAGGAUUCAUCAGGGAACUCGACUUUGGGAGGGUCUGGCUUCGAUUGAAUGAAAACGAGGAAGGCAUGAAAGAUGACAUUAUCGGCGACUUCAAGAUCGAGGCUAAGGCUUUCCUCGAACAAUGUUUGGGCAAGGAGGCUGAGUUCAUCCUCACAGACCAAAAUAGCAGGCGGACCAGCAAGGUGAAGCUGAUGGCCAAGUACAUCCCGGUGCCUGUCACCCUCGAACCCCGAGAGAGUAUCACUAAUAUGGGUUUGUUAAGAGUGGAUGUCCUCGGUGCCAGAGAUCUUCUCGCAGCGGAUCGGGGUGGUACAUCAGAUCCUUACGCCAUCUUCACCCUAAACGACCAGAAAGUGUACAAGACCGAAAAGAAGAUGAAGACACUCACUCCAACUUGGGAUGAAAAUUUCACGGUUCCAGUACCCUCGAGAGUGGCUGCACAAUUUAAAGUGGAAGUUAAGGACUGGGAUCAGCUCGGCAAUGAUGAUCCUCUUGGCUUCGCCACCAUCAAUUUGGCGGAUCUCGAGCCUUUCGAGUCCACAGAACGUACACUCAGCCUUCAGACCCCCAAGGGUACGAAGGGUACAAUCACCAUAAAGAUGGUGUUCAACCCUGAGAUUGUGGCUCGCACACGUAAAAAUACUUCAACUUUCAUUGCUGCUGGCCGCGCCAUGACACAAGUCGGUGGAUUGCCCUUUAGUGCUAUCAAGGGCACAGCGCACGGUGUUGGAGCAGUGGGGUCGAAAACAUUUGGGCUACUUAGGAAGAACAAAACCAUUGAGGAGAGCGACGAGCUUCCAGUCCCUGCUUCCGCGGUUGUACCCGAAAUCCCUUCUACGCCAUUUUCCCAGCCUGCUGUGACAGAUGCGCUUGCCGCCAGCGGAGCAACCUCGUAUCCCAUAGUUGAUGCUUCUGGGAAAGGGACGCCGCCGACUGAGUUUGGAACACUGAGAGUCACUGUCGUUUCGGCCAAGGGCCUUGUCGGUGCUGCGGCUGGCGAUGGUGUCAAGCCAUACGUGUCGAUCAAGGUUGGCAAAAAGGAACACCAGACUAAGCACGUCCACAAGGCACUCACGCCAGAAUGGAAUGAACAAUUUGUUUUCACCGUUGGACCUGACAACCAGACUAUCUCGCUGGCCCUACUGGAUCACAAGACGUUGGCUAAGGACAAGGUCUUAGCGGAUGCCGAGAUUCAGAUUUGGCAACACAUCCGCUUGGGCGCAACACCGGUUCUGUCUUCUGAUGUCUGGGCUGAGCUUCGGAAUGGCUCAGGACUCAUUCAACUUCGACUGGAUUAUGAGAAGGCAUCAUCAACCAAUGGAUCCUUGGCGUCACAUCCACGAACGCCUUUGAGUUCUCCCUCGAGAUUUAAUCUCUCUAGGCGAACAGCAACUACACCAUCCCAGGACGACUAG
Messenger RNA from Cantharellus anzutake, 4667 nucleotides. RefSeq names its product tricalbin. Gene Ontology annotation, molecular function: lipid binding. The record is from RefSeq and is a predicted model, not a curated record. The transcript has 20 exons. The coding region runs from base 189 to 4667 and encodes 1492 amino acids. NCBI's taxonomy places the organism in Eukaryota, Fungi, Basidiomycota, Agaricomycetes, Cantharellales, Hydnaceae.